GAAAAAAAAAAAUCACCCCAGCGUCACGGAGCGGUGCAGCAGCAGUGUGUUCCUGCUGAACGGAAAGCAGCACUAGCACCUUUUCUAUCCAGCAUCUUCAACAAGCGACACCGAACUCGAGUGGGAACACACGGCUACACUCAGACUGUCCUCUGCCUCCUCAACAUGUCCGUGGGCAGUGACUUUGGAAACCCUUUAAGAAAAUUCAAACUCGUCUUUCUGGGGGAGCAAAGUGUUGGAAAGACGUCUCUGAUCACACGGUUCAUGUAUGACAGCUUUGACAACACUUAUCAGGCCACAAUUGGAAUUGACUUCCUGUCGAAAACCAUGUACUUGGAAGAUCGAACGCUUUCUCUCUCUGAACCCCAGGUGAGGUUGCAGCUCUGGGACACAGCAGGACAAGAGCGCUUCAGGAGCCUCAUUCCCAGUUAUAUACGGGACUCCACUGUGGCUGUGGUGGUCUACGACAUUACAAAUGUUAAUUCAUUCCAGCAGACGUCAAAAUGGAUCGAGGACGUGAGAACAGAGAGAGGAAGUGAUGUCAUCAUUAUGCUUGUUGGCAAUAAAACAGAUCUGGCAGAUAAGAGGCAAAUUACAAUUGAAGAAGGUGAACAGAGGGCUAAAGAGCUGAGCGUCAUGUUCAUAGAGACCAGCGCCAAGACGGGUUACAACGUCAAACAGCUGUUUCGACGUGUGGCAGCUGCUCUUCCGGGAAUGGAAAGUAUGCAAGAAACAAGCAAAGAAGGGAUGAUUGACAUCAAGUUGGACAAACAGCAGGAGCCCCCGACUACUGAAGGCGGCUGUUCCUGUUAACUCAGCACCGUGCUGGAUCAAAACGACAUCAUUUACACCACAUGCUUGUUAUGUUGCUUCCUAUUGGUUAACCUGCAGUUGACUUUGCACGUUGAGAAUCUGGCCUCCUCACCUGACUAUUGGUCAUCGGUUGGAACCAGCAAUAUGUGAAUUUGGUUCUAAAGUAGUGUAGCCUACUCUGUUAAGGAAACUGCCAAAAAGUCUUACAACUUGCAAAAAAAAAGAGAAAAAAAAAGAUUGUUUGAAAAAAAUGAUUCCCAAGUUACAUAUGUAUGUAAGUAGAAAAGGAAGUUCCCCCAGUUUCUUUUUUGUAUUUUUGUAUAUUCAGGGAAAUCUUUCUGGAACGGUUGUUUUUUUAAAAGAUGCAAACAACCAUGCUCUGUAUUUGAGAGAUUAAACAGAUGGUUUUAGACGUA
Perca flavescens (yellow perch) is the source of this 1229-nucleotide messenger RNA. It is a transcript of the gene rab6ba, whose product is annotated as RAB6B, member RAS oncogene family a. The transcript has 8 exons. The record is from RefSeq and is a predicted model, not a curated record. NCBI's taxonomy places the organism in Eukaryota, Metazoa, Chordata, Actinopteri, Perciformes, Percidae. Gene Ontology annotation, molecular function: GTP binding; GTPase activity. Bases 166 to 813 code for a protein of 215 amino acids.